AUGGUCGAUGAUAUCUUAAUUUACGUUCAAUUGGCACUGUAUCACACUCCCGAAUUACCACCUGAUGACCUGACAAUCGAUGAAAGUGCGGCAAUUCGUCUCUAUACAAUGGAAUGGAAAGGAACACAGCCAAGUCUCUAUUCGAUGCUCAAUAACACUCUGAGGAUGGGUGAACACGAGCGUCUUCGACCUUAUUUCAAGUAUUUGAAACUAUUAUUGACUGCUAUAGUCAAACUACCCUGCGUUGAACCACAAACCAUUUGGCGAGGAGUGCCCAAAGAUGUGAGUGCAGAUUUUUCGUCUGGAACUUCAGUAACAUGGCGAGCAUUUUCAUCAUGCACCUUUACAAUGCCUGUGUUGGAAAAUAACAUGUUUCUAGGCAAAACAGGCGCUCGAACGCUUUUCUCCAUCGAAGCUAUCAAUGGUCGACUACUAAGUAAACAUUCAGAAGUUGCCAACGAAGAUGAAGUCCUUCUUCUACCCGGUACUCGCAUGAUAGUUCAAUCGAAAAUGAACCCGGCACUAGAUCUCCACAUCAUUCAUUUAAAACAGAUAGAACCGAAGGAAAUACUACUCGAACCACCUUUCAAAGGUGCACAUAUUUAUCCGAAAAUUAAACGUCAAUGGUAUCGUAAGAAAAGAUUCGCCAUUCCAUUCAGUUUACUGGCAAUUAUGUUGGCUAUAGCAGCUAUUGUCGGCUCUGUUGUGGGAUCAAGAUUAGUCGAUAGCAAGUCAGGCGUCUGUAAAAAUCCUUAUACAAGUUCAAUAAGCAUCAAGACAGGCUCCUAUCCUCGAUCUGUAGCAGUAGGCAAGUUCAACAACUAUAACAAACAAUUGUAUCUAGCAGUAGCCGAUCUGUUCGAUAACGAAGUUGCAAUAUUAUUUCCAAAUGGCAAUGGAACUUUUGCAAUGCAGCAGUCACAGUACUCUCUUGGUGUUCCACCAGCAUAUUUAACUGUAGGUGAUUUUAACAAUGAUCAUAAACUGGACUUAGCAAUAGCCAUAAGGGUUCAAAAUUCAAUUGCUGUAUGGAUUAAUAACGGGAAUGGAGAAUUCGAGAGUAAUCUAAGUCUGUAUAGCACUGGUAUAGGUCCGAACUCUGCGAUAUCAACUGAUCUCGACAAUGACAACAUAUUGGAUUUGGUAGUAGCUAAUCGAAACGACAAUAGCAUUAGUGUGCUGCUUGGGAUGGGCAAUGCAACUUUUCAGAAUCAAAUCAAGUAUACGGCUGGCAGUCAACCCAUGUCUGUAGUAGCAGGUGACUUUAAUGGUGACAACAAAUUGGAUUUGGCAGUUGCUAAUGAUGGUGAUAAUACAAUUAGCGUGUUGCUCAGUUCAGGAAAUGGACCUUUUCUGCCUAAAAAAACAUUUAAUACUAGUAGCUCUCCACAAUGUGUGAUAGCAGGUGAUUUCAACGACGAUGCAAAACUAGAUCUGGUAGUUACUAACGCAGGCAACAAUACUGUGAGCAUACUUCUUGGGAUGGGAGAUGGAAACUUCCAGAAUCAUACUCAGUAUGCAACUGGCAAUUAUCCCACUUUUGUAACAGCAGGUGAUUUCAACAACGAUGAACAACUAGAUAUAGCAGUGGCUAACCAAGGCGGUACUACAGUAAGCGUGCUUCUUGGAAUUGGAAAUGGAAGCUUUCAACCUCAACAAAUCUAUCUGACUGGCUCAGCACCCCAAUCCGUGAUAUCAGUAGAUGUCACCAACGAUAACAAUUUAGAUUUAGUCGUGGUCAAUAAUAACGACAUGACUGGCAGUCUAUUAGUUGGAAGUGGCAAUGGUACGUUCGAUUGUCAAAGAGUAUUUACGACUGGUAAUAGGCCUACAUCUGUCGUAUCAGGAAAUUUCAAUAAUGAUAGCAUACCUCAAUUAGUAGUAGCCAACGUCGGUGAUGGAACUAUCAGCAUGCUGUUUGGUGAUACUAGUGCAAGAUUCGCGAUUCGUCAGUCAGCAUAUUCGCCUGGCAAUUUACCUGCAUCUGUAAUAUCAUUUGACUUCAACAAUGAUAACACGUCAGAUCUAGCAGUAGCUAAUUUUUAUGACAACACUGUCGUUGUACUGAUUGGCAAUAAUAAUAAUGAAACCUUUCAGUUUAUAGGAACUUAUCAAACUGGAAGUGCACCCCUCGAUAUAGUAUCAGCUGAUUUCAACAAUGAUGGCGUGGCAGAUUUGGCAGUUGCUAAUUCUAACGAUGCUAGUGUAAGUGUAUUACUUGGCAAUAGAAAUCAAACCUUUCAAAAUCAAAUGAUAUAUGCAACUGGUAACGCUCCGAUCUCUCUGAUUGCUGGUGAUUUCAAUAACGAUGGAAAACAGGAUCUAGUAGUGGCUAACAAUGGAGAGUCUAGUGUGAGUGUGCUGUUAGGAAAAAAUGGAAAUGGUUCGUUUCAAAAUCAAACUAAGUAUGCGACUGGCUCCGCUCCCAGCUCUUUGACCUCCGAUGAUUUCAACAACGAUGGAAGAAUGGAUUUGGCAGUGACUAAUAGUAAUAACAAUACCGUCAGCGUGCUACUGGGGAUUGGAGAUGGAAGCUUUCGAGAUCAAACCACUUAUAUGACUGGUGAAUCUCCUUACGCCGUAGUUGCAGGUGAAUUUAACAAUGAUGGAAAACAGGAUCUGGUAGUGGUUAAUUACAAGAAUGAUUCUAUCAGUGUACUGCUUGGUAAUGGUGAUGGGACUUUUCAAUCUAAAAACGAUUAUCCGACGGAUGACGGCCCGUGGUAUAUGAUAUCAGCUGAUCUCAAUAAUGAUAACAAAUUGGAUCUUGUAGUAACCAACACAUUCUCUGGGGAUUUGAGUAUUUUCUACAACUCGUGCACGUAA
Molecule: messenger RNA, 2826 nt
Organism: Adineta steineri
Lineage: Eukaryota; Metazoa; Rotifera; Eurotatoria; Adinetida; Adinetidae
Source: the annotation of a GenBank genome assembly